CCGAGCGGGGAGUGACGUAGUGCGCCCACACCUGCGCUGCCUCACCGCUACGCCCUCUCGCCCGGCGUCGGUAAACUACGUAGUGAUGAGCAGGGAGGCGGUGUGAUGGGGCAUCGCUGACGCAAAUGUCAUUAUGGAGGACGGUCUGUUAAGUCUAAAGUGGAAUAACCACAAAACGACCUUCUUCGACAUCCUCAGGGUUCUAAGAGAGAAGGCCAACUACACAGAUGCCACCAUCGCGGUGGAGGGGAAGUUUUACCCUGUGCACAAACUUGUUAUGAGCACAUGCAGUGAAUACUUUAGUGAAAUAUUUGAACGGACACCAUGCAAAUCACCAGUGAUAGUGCUCAAAGAUGUGCGCAGUCAGGACAUGGACGCACUCUUGGACUACAUGUACUUGGGGGAGGUGAAUGUGAACCAGAACGACUUAGCAUCACUACUCAAGACCGCCGAGUGCCUCAGGAUCAAGGGGCUGGCUGUGCCGGACGAGGACCCCCACAAAACCAAGAAACAGCUCCUCCCAGACGACAGGAGAGAAAGUCCGCCUCCAAAGAGAAGACGCCACGAAGACCCCUCGUCCACCUCCCAGACCCUCAGGCCGACGUCCCCCCCCCGGCCUCCAGCCCCUCCAAAAACUCGUCCACGUCGGGAACGGCUGGAGACCGGGCGGGGGCGCAACGCACGUCCUCCUUACCGGGCACACAGAGCCAAGACUCCUCCCAUGACUCAUCCAUUGACCCUCCGCCCAUGGUUAAGGUGGAGAUGGAGGAGGCGGAGGACCUGGAGGACGGCUACAGGCGGGACAACAGCUAUGAGGGUGGGUCCAUCAACGAGGGGGACGGAGGGGACUACGGCUCGGAGGUCUCCAAAUCCGAGCAUUGACCCAGAGAACUAUGGUGGCGGGUCGUACGCGGGUCCCUCCUUACAACAAGGGGGGGAUCUCCCAUGGGAAGAGGGAGACUCCAGCAGCUUCCCUCCUGAAGGCUUCUCAGGAGACCAUCCAGGCGGCCAGCAACCUCAAGGGGAUGAUGAUGAUGACGAUGGUGACGGCCCAUUGACUGUGGCCGCCCCUCACAGCAGCCCCAAUGGACCUCCUCUCCUCACCCCCAUCUCUCAGGCUCGCCAGUGUCAGCUGUGUUUGGUGACCCUUGCCAAUGCUAACCUGCUGCGGCGCCACGUGGAGGAUCAUCACUUCCACAUCCGCAAGUAUGACUGUGCUCACUGUGGCAAGAAGUUUAAACGGAAGGAGCACAAGGAGAGGCAUGAGAGGAUCCACACAGGGGAGAAACCGUUUGCUUGCUACAUAUGCAAUGCCAGGUUCACUCAAAAGGAGCAUCUGAAGGGCCACAUAGAGAAUGUCCACCACAAGCAUGGAGAGAAGGGUCUGGAGGGGAUGGGGGACUUGGAAGACAGGGAAGACAAGGAUGAGGAGGACAUGGACCUUCCCCCAGCAUCCUCAUCAUCACCUCCACCUCCCAACACCACCUCAGCCUCCUCUCCAUCUCUUGCUCCUGUCUCCUCCCUCAUCUCCCUGGCCUCCACUGCCUCUCCCCUGGCCUCCAUCCUACCCCCGUCUACUCUCCUGGCCAACACAGCAGCUGCCACCUCCCUCACCUCCUCCUCCUCCUCCUCAUCCCCAGCUCUCAUUCCUGCCAGUGAUCUCAACAUGAACCAGUUUACUGCUCUAUAUGCCCCAGUCACCAGGAAAACAGUGAAUUCUCCCAACAAGCACAUGCAGACCAUAACCAUUAAUUUUAACUGAUCCAUGCCAUUGUACAAGUAUUUGUGGGCAAUCCUCACUGAAUGAUUGUGUUAUGUUCCUAGAAAGGUAAUUCCAAGGUGAGUACAGGUGAAUGAUGCUUUAUGAACAUUCAUUUUACAAAUUUGAUGGAAGUUAUAAAUGAAACCCUUUUGUCCUUUAUUCAGAUUUUCAAAUGCAGAGUUCCCAUUACUUAACAAAUCAAAAUCACAAAACAAAAAAUAAAUGAAGAAUUUUUAAAAGGUAUCAAAUAAAAGAAUAUAAUAAGAAUUUACAAUUGAUCUCAAUUUACAUAUCUCCAAUUUUUUUUUGUAUUUUUAAGGAAUGUACCUCAUUUGUAAAUCAUGAUUCACCUGUAACUGCAUGAUAGAUAAGUAAUGUGAAUUCAAUGGUGAUGUGUUCCAGGACUCUGUGAUUAUUGAGAUGUAGUAUGAUAAAUAAUUUUUCCACCUAAGCAAAUAAUAUUUUUAUAAGAAAAUCUGAAAAUCCUUUAAUAAUGAUGGAGAGAUAUCAUUGUACAAAAUCUGCUCCUGCCCAAAGUCUUCAUGAAGUGCUUCCCAACCUCCCUCUGAGCCUCUCGCUCUCACUAUUUCACUCAUUCGUUGCUGAUAUAAGUCAAUAAAUUUUUGCCAUUCCCUUUGGAUUUUAACAUUAAUAUAAUUUUUAACUUUGUACUAUGUCCCAUUUGGUCAGCUGUCAACAGAAAUAAUGAAAAAAAUGUGACACAGCCUCAGUCAAUUUCCUUAGCCAAAAUAUGAAAGGGAGGAUUCACUUUGUCUCUGUUUAACAUGGAAAAUCACUAUGAUAUUGUGUCCAGAGUUUACUGAUUCUGGUAUGCACUUCUGAAACUGUGAUUAAAAAUAUGAGAGCCUGGGAGACUCAAAUGAUAAGGAUACAGUUUGCUCUAAGAAAAAAAGCAGGAACAUAUAUUGAACACAUAUUUUUCCUGCAGAUAUGAAUGUACAUUUCAAUCUUGACUGUGAUAAAAAUGGAGAUGUGAAUGCUAUUCUAAUUUAAAAUAAGGAUGCUGAUGUGGGAUGCAUAUAUUUUUAUCGCUGAAGACAUUUCACUGAAACUGAUGAUGAAAUAAGUAUUGUAAAAACAUAAAAAAAGAGAUUAUAUGGUGGAAAAAUCAUGUUCAGACUUAACAUCAUUGUAACAAAAAGCACACAGUGAGUGUGGCUGUCAAGUGAGGGUUGCCCAUGUUUCAUAACAUUUUGUCCCUUGUAUUGCUCUGUUUGUGUGAUCUUGUUUUGUAAAUCAUCCAGAAUUCACUGCCAUAAUAAACAAUGGUCGAUGGCAUGGUUUUGCCAUUGCUGUCAUCUGUUAGGAGUAGCUUGUCAUAAUCUUCAUUGAACUGUCUGCAAGAGGUAGUAAGGUGCAUCAUCAUAUUGUAUGGAAAUAGAAUUGUACUGUACUGUGGCAUAUAGAGCUCCUUCGUUCCUUAGUUUGCUACUGAGUUACCAUGAAAUCACCAAAAAAUUAGCUUCCUCUGUAGGUGAUGUAGUUAGCAUAAUACUUUAGAGGCGAGACAGAGCUUGGACCCACUAGGAUUCUCUCUCAGCGCUAAUUGUGUCAUGGAGGCCAGUGGGUGACGGCUUCUCCACCCUAUGUCAAAAUGUCUCAUCCUCGGCUCUGAAUGAACCUGAAGCCUUUAUUUGUCUUACUAAAAAGUAGCAUUAAGUUGUUAGUUAGGUAUAGAGACAUGUACAUUAAGAAGGGUACCUGGACAAAAGACACUGCUGUGCUGGCUAGGCUCUCAGAGAUGUGUUCACUCCCCAGCAGGAUAGACAGCACAGGGGAGUGGGUUCUCAGAUGAGCCAUCUGUGAUACAUGUUGUGUUUCAUUAUUAACUAAACAAAAGCUUGUUUUUCCUUGCUGUUUGGUGUUGACUGAAAUGACAGUUGAAGUUGUGGUUUAAAGUAUUGUUAAAUAAUGGAAUGAAUGUUGUUUCAGAGUUGAUGAUUUUGAAAUGUUUAUAUUUGGUCUUGUGGUCAGGACCCACCUGGAGGUGUUUAAACCAGCAGUUGAGACAGACAAGCAACACAAACAGCCAUGUCAUUAAAAGUAUAGGUAAUGUUAGUUGCCAAUAGUAUAUGUAAUUGCUAAUGUAUUUUCCUUGACUAGGCUUCUUGUCAAGGCUUUGUUCACAGUUUUGUGGUGCCUUCUGCUUCCAGCUUUCUUGGGCAUUUAUUGUAACAUUGCUCACAUGUCUCACAUUCUGUAGUGCAUUUUAGUCUUUAUGUUAAUUUUCCCUUGUUACCUUAAGUCCUCAAUGUAUGAUGCCAAUGUGUUCCCAGACAAGCCUCGGAUGAUAAUGCUUAAAAAACCUUGACUCAGGAGGGAUGUUCCUCAGAGAUUAUUUUUCCUGCAGAUUUACCUUGAACUCUCAUCCUGUUAGUCAGCAAUAUCUAUAUUAUGUGUUGCAAAAGCUGUGUCCUCCUAUUCAAGUGAUAUGUGACGGGAGCCUGCCUUGAGCAAGCUAAGUUUAUCAGUACAUUCAAGAAUAAUAUUUUUGAUGUCUACUAUCAUGCUUGGAAGGGGUUGAAAUCAGCCAUCUCUCCUUAAUAGUUAUUAUGUAUUGUCAGAAUGAAGCUGCAUCCCAUAAUGAACUCAUAGUCAAAGGAUAAUGCUAAGGGAAAAUUUGACUGAAGAAAGCAAUCAUUAGUGUUGACUCUUAAAGACAAAGGUAGGCUGUGAGGAUGUACUGGCAGACUUCCUAUUUCAUAAGAAGUUUGAGCCCCUCAGAAAAUUUUUGCCAGGGAAGAGACUUUUGCUUAUAUUCUCUAUGUAAAUGAGAACACAAUUUGAAAAAAAACUUAAAAGCUGCUGAAUUUAUUAUUACAAGAAAGUAUAUGAGGGAUAUUAAAGAAUAAAGUGUGGACACAAAUUCCACUGCUUGCCACAUUCACGUAGCAGAAAGAAGAAUAUUGAAAAACAUUUUCUUAGACUCACUUGAUUAAUUCUCAAACAUGCUCUCUUGUUUGCCAGCAGCGUUAGUAAGGGACAGCACUUCAAGAGGACUUUUGGUACUGAACCGCUCAACAUUUUUUCACUGGUGCUUAAUUUUCUUCCUCAGUGUAUUGUAUUCAAGUCGUGACAACAUGAUCUCAUAUAGUUUUGGGCGGAAAGUGUCCCACACUACUGGGUCCUGCAUCGCACUUCACAGUGUUGCCAGAUAAAGAGUGCGUUUAGCCAGUCACACCAAGAUGGUUGUGACUGUUACUGUUUCACAAAGGACUGUGAAGGGAAUCAAAUAUUUCUCAGCAUUUAGAAAUAUCAGUUCUACAAGUUUCUGGAACAUAUUUCCCUCAGAGACCUGAAAUAUACAUGUAUUUUUUAUUUUUUUAUUUAUUUAUUUAUUUUUUUUUUUAUUGAUGUAAUUUCCAAAGGAUGUCUGCAAAGUCAGGUCCAUAUUGAUGCAUAGUAAAGUCACGGGCUGAGGGUGGCCAGUUUUUGGAAGCGGUAGAUGAAUAGGAUGAGUGUUCAGCCAGUGGAGUAGGUUGUAGCCAUAUACUAUUGUAAGCUGUGUGUAUCAUUAGUAAAGUGUCCUCCGUGGGCUGGCCUCCAGUAACAGCAGCACAGGGGGCAGGUUAUGGUGUGAGAGUGUGUGAUGCUGUCAGCUUCACUUAGAUUGAUGGUCAAGCUGGUAAGUUUCAUAAGUUUAACAUUUAUCAUUUAUAUCAUUAGCAUUAUACUACAUGAACAUUGAUCUACAGCAUUGCAUAUGAGAAGACUUUUAUGCUGGAAUAUUUUCAUAUUGCUUCUGUUGUUAAAAAAAGCUGACCAUCUGUGUGCCUGAGGGAGAUCUGAGUCAGGCUGGUGACUUUCAAGAAGUAAAGUCAUCAGAAUUUUAAAAAUUUUUGUAAUUUCAUAUCUGUUACUCAUAAUGGAGGAGCAUUUCAUGGGCAUUUACUCCAUAAGUUCAAGUCAUUGAUCGUUCUUUUCCAAGAAAACAAAAUUUAAGUUUUACCAAUCCUCAUUGAUAGUGAAGCACAUACUUCAGUACAUGUAUUCCUGAUGACAUUAUUUCCAUAUAUAUUUGUGGGAUUGAUAGAAUAAAAGACUGAUUACAGUAAUAGAGUAAGGAUGACACAUUACCAAUCUUUAAGUAAUAAUGAUGAUGAUCAUCAGAUGAUGUGUGGUGGGCUGGUUCUGUCAGGGAAGUGAAUGGAGAUUAUUAUCUCAUAUAGACAAAUUGUUGAAUUUCAUAGCAUUAUUUAUCCCCCUGAUGAUGAGGAUCUGCCCUCUGAAGAUACAAGACAGUUGUGUGUGUAUGUGUGUGUGCAGUGGCUGGUAUGUAUUACACUGAUCUUUGGUGGAUGAAUUCCUUUAGACCUCAAGGUGGAUGCAGCUUGCCAUACAAGAUCCUCAGAGCCUUAUGGACUGUAUGGUGACAUGGUUUUGAAUGCUCCAUUUGGAUGCUGUGCAUGACAGCCAUCCCAUCCUCUUGGUGAACAGUGUCAAUAUUUUGUGCUAUGCUGCAAAUGACAGGACAGGAGUUAAGGCUAUUUGUACUGUACUCAUGGAUGUAGGUGCUUGCAUAAAUGAUCAUAUAAUGGCUGGUGUGAAAAUUGCUGGAAAAGGAUUUGCUACUGAGUUAUGAAAUAUACAGUUAACAGACAAUUAACAAAUUAUUAAAUUGUGGAGGCAGUUCAUGGGUUGGAGAGGGAGAUCAAAUUUUCAGCUAGUUCCUGUCACUUAGUUCAUGAUUUGAUGAUAUGCAAGAAUAUUUUUUGUUGCCCAGCAAUCAAGCAGCAGCUGUUGUUAUGUAACCUGGGCAUAAAUUGCGGACAGAUUAAUGUCAAGGUUACAAUACGCUUUAUUUUUAGCUCUACAUUUUUUGGAAUCCUCUGUUAUUCUCUUGUAGACUUCUGUCUUUCUUUAGCUUAUAGGAAUCUUUGUUUAUUGCAUCUUAAGUUAAAUUUAUGGAACAGCUGAAAGAAAAGCUAUUCACUAAUACUUUGAAGUGAAUCAAUGAAUACUGUUGGGUAGAAUCCAAGAAAACCUUGUGGCUGUUACUGGUGUGUUGAGUCCCUGUUGUUCUUACUACAGUGUUCCCUAAGAGAGAGAGAAGAACAGACUCAUUCACAAGGGAAGACUGAUUGGCCUGUUGGUCUCAUGUGUCUCUGUAGACAACUUAGUUUUUAAGGUACAUUAGGAUCUUGAUUUACACAUUUAAAAUAUGUGAAUUUAGAACAAAUCACAUAUUUAAUGAAAAUUAUUUUUACUUUGUUAAAUUUUAAGCAACUUUAUAAACCAAGCCUUAUUAAUUGAUGUUUUUUUUUUACUUUUGACUCAUUUCUUUGAAUAAUAUAAAAUUAUGAGCAUUCAUCUGGAAUGCAUCAGUUAUGUAAAUUAAGAAUCUAUUGUACAAUGUUUUUCCUCAUGACUUCACUCUCGUGUUCAUUUUUUUUUUUUUUUUUUUUACCCUGAACACAUCAACAGUUGCCAAUAAUUUGUAAUUGCCUGUGUGUGUGUGUGUGUGUGUGUGUGUGUGUGUGUGUGUGUGUGUGUGUGAGAGAGAGAGAGAGAGAGAGAGAGAGAGAGGAAAAAAAAAAUACAGGGAAUGUUUUGUUGCUUUGAUGUUUAUAUUGAGUAUUUCUUGUUGUUUGUUUUUUGUGUUAAUCCACAAUAUGGUGCAAAAGUAGGAAAAGCAGAAUUGCCAUUGAACUGCUUUGGAAAAAUGUCUGUAAAGUCAAAAAUAUGAGAAUAUUGUGGUAUAUUGUUACUCAUUACUUUCUCUAUUUUUUAAUUACAAAACUAGCAGAGAUUCCAUUGACAUUACAUAAUAUAGAAUUCCUUCCUAUUGGUAAUGCAUGAAGUAGGUGAUCUGUGCCUUACCACACUCAUCUACUGCUACAAGACAGAGCAGAGUGAGCCAUAGAGAUGUAUUUUUCCAUUAAUUGAAGCAGUAUUAAGGUGUUACUAGUAUGCAAGACAUGCUUAUUUGUUAAUUAGAAAGUUAGUAAGUCUUGGUGUUGUAGCUCGCACUUCUCUACACAAGAUGAGGUGACACAGACGCACAAUACGUUGAAUUUUAAGAGAUAGUAAUGCUAUUGUACAUUUCCUCCUUUAUAAAUUUAGGUUUUGAAACACUUAUCCAUAUUACAACACUUUUGUAUGUUUUUAAAUAUUUUUGCUUUGGUUUGUCUUAAGAUCUCUUAGAUAAUUUUGCAAGAAUAUUAUAAUCUAUUCUAGAUAGUUUUGCAAGAAUAUUCAAUUUCUUAUUUAGAUUGUACAGAAAAUUGGUAGGAUAAAUUUAUUAGAAAUUUUUACUGCACAGUUUUCCAUCAUUUGUUGUGUAAUUUUGCAACAAUUUCUUUGACUUAAUUUUUUGAAGAGCAUUUAGAAGUUAAGGAGAAAGAAAACUUGUGGAUAGAAAGUAUGAACUAUGAUUACAAACACUACACAUUAACUAGGGUUCCAUUGGUGCCAGUUUACUAAGCUACCCAUCGAAUGCCAGUGUGAGGCUGUUUAGUGCCAGUAUGAGCUUCCACUAGUGCCAGAGUGAAGUCUUGUAGUGCCACAUGAGACUUCACAAAUGCCAGAUUCUCAGCAGUCUUACAUAUUAUUUAGCCAAGUGGUGGUGUUGCCUGAAAUCCAUCACUGCAUGUAAAUUUAUGAGCUCUUUUACACAUUUAUGUCAAAAAAUCAUAAUUUACUAGUCGGAUUUUGUUCCUUAUUUGUACUACACCAGCGUUUGUGCUUCCAUUCCCGUUAACAGGUUGUGAGAAGAGAAGCAAGUGUUGUAGGUUUAUGUUAUUACGUGUUCUUCAUCCUAGGAUUCUCAAAACCAUCAUUCCAGUUACUAAACAUUCCAUUAGCAUUAAAGUUUUUUCUAAGAAAUUGUGAUGUUUAUAUAAAAGAAUGAUUAGUUGUUUUUACCUCUGUUUUUUUAGCUUUAAAGUCUUACAUAUAUGUACUACUUCUUUGCUUGGUGUUGGGUUCUAAAAGCUUAUUAAAUGCUUAAAGUUCU
This is a messenger RNA of Scylla paramamosain (green mud crab), 8738 nucleotides long. Its product is annotated as longitudinals lacking protein, isoforms J/P/Q/S/Z-like. The record is from RefSeq and is a predicted model, not a curated record. Gene Ontology annotation, biological process: regulation of transcription by RNA polymerase II. NCBI's taxonomy places the organism in Eukaryota, Metazoa, Arthropoda, Malacostraca, Decapoda, Portunidae. Gene Ontology annotation, cellular component: nucleus. Gene Ontology annotation, molecular function: protein binding.